Molecule: messenger RNA, 2514 nt
Organism: Coccinella septempunctata (seven-spotted ladybird)
Lineage: Eukaryota; Metazoa; Arthropoda; Insecta; Coleoptera; Coccinellidae
Gene: Son
Product: protein Son
Exons: 7
Coding region: 140-2425 (761 amino acids)
Biological process (GO): regulation of mRNA splicing, via spliceosome; regulation of cell cycle
Molecular function (GO): RNA binding
Source: RefSeq, a predicted model, not a curated record
GUAGGUGAAUGUCACUGAAUUAGGUUAGAAUGUUAGAAAUAAACAACAUUAUUAUCAUUAUCAUACAUAAUUAUAUCAAAUUAUAAUAUCUCUGGGUUUGAUUUUAUUGAAAAUUAAGAUACCGAUACUUGAUUUAGUGAUGGAAAUCGAUGUCAAAACAGAGGAGGGAGAAAAGGAGGAAAAACCUAUUGUGGAAACAAAAUCAUCAUUGGAAAUACUCUCAGAAUUAUUCAGUACUUUCGAUGCCGACCCACCGGUUUUAAUCGAAGAUGAAUUGUCGAACGGGAGUAAGAAACCCAAGAAGAAAAAGAAACACAAAAGCAAGGAUAAAAAACACAAGAAGAAAAGUAAAAAGAGAAAACGAAGUAGAAGUCGUAGUAGCAGUAGCAGCUCUAGUGAGUUGGAAUUUGACUUGGCCAAGCUCCUUGUUAAACAGGAUGAAUCUGCAGAGAAGAGGAUUAAAAUCGAAGGUACUGAGUUGUCACUGAGUUUAGAUAAAAUCAAUGAAAAAGAACCAGAGGAGGAUAUUGAUGUGAAACCACAUAUUGCCGAGUUGGCUAAAGGGAAAGAAAAUGAGGAAGGCGAAAUAUCUUGUGAUGAUGAUCAUUCAGAACAUAAAAAACACAAAAGCAAACAUAAACAUAAAAAACGGAAAUCUAAAGAUAAAAUUGAGAAACAUGCAGAAAAAUCAUCAGAUGACAUUUCUAAUUCUAAACAUCGACACAGGAGUUCAUCCCGGCAUAAGUCAGCAAAGGAGAAGGAUGCAGUAGACGAGUUUUAUAAGAAUAAAGAUGAUUCCAGAAAUGAUCGAAAUAGAUCUCGAUCCCCCCACAAACAUACAGAUUUGAGGCAUAAAAUUAAGGAGAAUGCACAUAAAUAUUCCAGUGAUAGUCACAAAGAUGAUAAAGAAUAUUGUGAUGCUCGUUACAAGGCCGAUUAUAAGUCAAAUAAGCAUAGCAGAUACAGUCAUAUUCAUGAUGAUGAUUUUUAUAGAGGACGAGAUAGAGAUAGGAGUUACGACAGGACAAAUAAAGAUGAUUUUUAUGGCAGGGGGAGUUUUGAUAGGAAUAGAGAUGAUAGAUGGAAGAGGUCGAGGGAUGAUAGCAGAGAAAAUAAAUAUAGAGAUAGGAGAUAUUCUCCAGACAAAGACUCCUCAUAUAUAGACAAGAAAAAAUUGCUGGAGAUAGCAAGAAAGAAUGCCAUACAAAUGAUGAAAUCUGGAAAUUUACCAGGAGCCUUAAGUUUGGGCCCUCAGGCACAAGAAAAAGUUAUUGCAGCUAUCAGAGCUGGUGGUAAAACGAUAGAGGAAUUGACAGAUUUCUGCAAGACUCUAGCAACAAAAGAAGAUUUGGGUGAACUUUCCGAUGUGGAAAAUGAUAAGGGCAGUGGAGACAGCGACAACGAUAAACUAUUCAACCAUCCUUUCCAGAUUAAAGAUAGGCCUACAACAAUCACAAUGAACAUAAAAAAUUCUGUUCCCUUGCCUAUAAAAAGUACUCAAGAAAGAACUACAGAACUGAGAAUGCAAUUUCCGGUUAGUAGCGGACAGCAUCAUCGUAAAAACGAAAAUGAAUGGAUUCCUGUGGAGCCUAAGAAGGACGUGGCCCCCCCUGCACCUAAACCUUCCAUUGUGUUAACCAAAGAAGUUGUUCCUAUUACACCAUUGGUACCCCCAGCUAAUAGUGCACCUUUUUUGUCCACAGUGCCUGUCCCAGCACCUGUAUCUUCAGCUGUUCCCACACAGCAGCAAAUAGAUAUUGGAGCGAUCGUUUCCCAAAGGCUGACCGCUAUGCGGAAACUCCAAGAGAACCCCCACGAUGUACAAGCCAUUUCACAGAUAUAUCAGUCGACCAAAGAGGUUCAGUCUUGGGCUGAAAGUAAACAGCAGCCAGGACAAUUUACUGGAACUGUCGGAGGAAAUUUUUUGUCUCACUCAGAAUUAUCAUCCGGUUAUCAAGCCUGGGCCAGAAAGGAUCAACUCCAAUGUGCCGCCCCUGUGUCUGGUGGCAUGGGCAUGCAUUUGCUGCAAAAAAUGGGGUGGAAGCCGGGUGAAGGUUUGGGCAAGGAAAAAACCGGAGCCCUUGAACCGUUGCUUCUGGAAGUUAAACUGGACAAGAGAGGUCUAGUUGCCACCGAGGAAUCCCAGAAAAAAAAGAAGAAUAAGCAAUUACCGAAACCGCCUCAGAACCCCAACGGCAAGCAUCCAGUUUCUCUGUUGGGGGAAUAUGCGUGCAAGAACAAGCUAGGGGCCCCCUUGUACGAGCUGUGCUUCGAGUGCGGACCAGAUCAUAAGAAGAACUUUUUGUUCAAGGUUUCAUUGAAUGGAAUGGAAUUCCAACCAAACGUUGCAAGUCCAAAUAAGAAAGAAGCAAAAGCGAAUGCCGCCUUGUUAUGCUUGCAAAAAUUAGGUAUUGUACCGCAAUAAAUUGAGUCAAAAUCGAAAUCUCAUUGAUAUAUUGAUUUGUUAUGAGUUAUAUUAAAUUGUUAUCUUUUUAAAUAAAUAAUGAACAAAUA